Tripterygium wilfordii is the source of this 1994-nucleotide messenger RNA. RefSeq names its product zinc transporter 4, chloroplastic-like. The record is from RefSeq and is a predicted model, not a curated record. Gene Ontology annotation, biological process: zinc ion transmembrane transport. The transcript has 4 exons. Gene Ontology annotation, cellular component: plasma membrane. Bases 250 to 1512 code for a protein of 420 amino acids. Lineage: Eukaryota; Viridiplantae; Streptophyta; Magnoliopsida; Celastrales; Celastraceae. Gene Ontology annotation, molecular function: zinc ion transmembrane transporter activity.
GACACUAUCGCGCUCAUUUUCUUACAAAAAAAAUCCCAACUGAGGGCACCGCAUACGUCUCCUCCAUUGUUUUCGUCAAACCAUGUCGACACUCUCCCUUAAUUCACCGUCACCUCCUCUCACUUCCUUUUCAAUCUGCUUCGCACACCAUCAUUAUAAUCAUCCUCGGACCACACUCUUCGACUACUCUCCUACCUCAUUAAAACCCCUUUGCGAUUCUCGAGACCCGCCACACGGAACCAUCAACCCAUGUUGUUCUUUGAGGAUCUGUGGGAGUUGCUUUAUCUGGAUCGUUUGGGAUCGAGAACUCGGGAUUUAUCCGGUCAAUUUUUACAGUCAUUCUCCCAAUCAAUGAAUACCAAUACGAACUGCACAUCGAGCGGCUUUGAAUUCUGCCGCGAUGACUCGGCCGCACUUGUCCUCAAACUCGUUGCAAUCGUCUCAAUCCUCAUCGCCGGUGUCUCCGGCAUCGCAAUCCCCCUCGUCGGCCGGCAAUGCAGAUUCCUUAAAACUGACGGCAGCCUCUUCGUUGCCGCCAAGGCCUUCGCUGCCGGCGUAAUUCUCGCUACCGGCUUCGUCCAUAUGCUCGCCGGCGGGACCGAAGCACUGUCGAGUCCCUGCCUGCCCAAAUACCCGUGGUCCAAGUUCCCAUUUCCGGGUUUCUUCGCUAUGAUGGCUUCUCUUGCGACUCUUCUAGUGGAUUUUGUGGGCACACAGUACUAUGAGAGGAAACAGGGGCUGAAUCCUGGAAGGGAGGAGCACGGGCGGGUCGGUUCUGUUGAUGCGGUCUCCUAUCCAGACCCUGAUUCGGGGAUUGUUCCGGUUAUUGUUGAGACUGGGUCUGGGCCUAAUGGGAAGGUGUUUGGAGAGGAAGAAGGCGGUGGCAUGCACAUUGUGGGGAUGCAUGCACACGUGGCGCACCAUAGACAUAGCCAUGCACACGGGAAGGAUGCAUGCGAGGGGCACGUGAGUGAUCAGAGUCGUGGGCAUGGGCACUCACACGGAUUUGAAGAGGGUGACGCAGAAAAUGGUGCCCGGCACGUCGUUGUAUCCCAGGUUUUGGAACUCGGAAUUGUAUCGCAUUCGAUCAUCAUUGGGUUAUCACUUGGAGUUUCGCAGAGCCCUUGUACCAUAAGACCCUUAAUCGCAGCUCUAUCAUUCCAUCAGUUCUUUGAAGGAUUUGCACUUGGAGGCUGCAUCUCUCAAGCUCAAUUCAAGAACUCGUCGGCUAUAAUGAUGGCAUGCUUUUUCUCCAUAACAACCCCGGCAGGAAUUGGAGUGGGGACCGCCAUUGCUUCAUUUUACAACUCCCAUAGUCCAGGAGCCUUGAUUGCCGAAGGCAUAUUGGAUUCACUGUCGGCAGGAAUUCUCGUCUACAUGGCCCUGGUCGACCUAAUUGCCGCUGAUUUCCUCAGCAAGAGAAUGAGCUGCAAUUUUAGGCUCCAAGUGGUAUCCUAUUUUAUGCUCUUUCUUGGAGCUGGAUUGAUGGCAUUGCUUGCAAUCUGGGCGUGAAUUUUGUAUGAUCGAUCGCCUCGUUUUCCGAUUUCAUGCCUAACCUCAUCACUUGAUUCUUUUGAUUCCUUGGAAGAGAACGUAAAUAGAAGUAGUUUUGUAGUCCUAUUGUAUGUUCUCUCCUUAAAUUGGUUUCAUUUAAGAGUUAAGACACUUUCAUACUUGGACUUGUGCCAUACUUGCCUAGCCUGGAUUUUGAUGCUCGGCAUCCUUCUUCUCCUUCUCAUCCUCCAUAUUGGCAAGGCAUUUUAGUCUUUGGAUUUAGUUUAAUUUCUUCAAUUCUCAGCUGUGGAGUGGUGGCUGGUGCCUUGGUUAACGGAUCUGAGGCAUGAACCAGCUUAUUGGCUUUGCUUAGCUUAAGUAGAGCAAUGCUGUGUUUAGGGUAGAUGCUUACUGUUUGGUAUUGUAAUGGUGACGAGGUGACUUGCUAAGCAAAUCGAGUGAUUUGACUUUUGAAAGGAAAAUAUUUGAGACCCUCAAAA